Saccostrea echinata is the source of this 4013-nucleotide messenger RNA. Its product is annotated as transport and Golgi organization protein 6 homolog. The record is from RefSeq and is a predicted model, not a curated record. The transcript is spliced from 17 exons. Bases 119 to 3661 code for a protein of 1180 amino acids. Gene Ontology annotation, biological process: protein secretion. NCBI's taxonomy places the organism in Eukaryota, Metazoa, Mollusca, Bivalvia, Ostreida, Ostreidae.
UGGAAUGUGUUGAAUGUCCGAAUGGGAUAUAUAUUGCCAGUUUGUGAUAUGAUCACCAGUUAACAACCUCGACACAAAGCCCUCCUUUACCUUGCUACUCCCUGAAUAUUGUCUGGACAUGGCAUCGAAUUUAAUAGAUACCAACUGUAUUCUUGAUCUUAUGAAUAUUUUGGUAAAACCAGAGUUUAUACCUGCAAGAAAAAAUGAUAAAGAUGCAGAGAAAGAAAAUGUGUAUUCCAUUUUUGAUACAGCCUUAAAAAACUGUUUGGAAGCAUUUUGGAAAACACUGGAAGGAGAGAAACAUCUAGCAUUUAGGAAUAUUUUUCAAGAGAAUAGAAACAAAUUAAAACAUAAGUGCAAUGCAGAAUCAAUAGUUCAAACAUAUCUCGAAGUCUGUGAGGUUUUAUUAUACACGCUUCAUACUAUCAUGCAAGAAAAAAUGACUGAAUUUAAAAAGAGGGAGAAAAGGGAGUUAAAACCAAAUGAGGCUCCUCCACUUUCCCCAGAUACCCUGAGCGUGAGUCACCAAAAAACAAUCCUCUCCCUUCUCCAGUUUAUUGUAGUACUUGGAGUGUGUCCCCACUUACAGCCAGGUGUUGGAAUUCCAAUAGAGAAACGGUCCGAGUAUGGAAAACUAUUGUUAGAAUCUUCAAUGUCAUCUAACAUGUCUAAUGAGGAGCACCACGUGUCACUCCUUCAGACAUUGUGGGUAUUAGUAACCUGCCUGAAAUCUCCAUCCUUGGCUCAGAUUUUACUGUCUUGUCAUUUUGGUGACAUUUUGGCUGCUCUACUGCAAGUGAUUCAUGGAGGAUGUGAGGGGAAAUCUGAAAGCAGGACAACCACUAGGUUACAAACAGAUAUUGAUCAUAAAGAUGAAUGUGGAGCUUCUGAUGAAGAAAAAGUGAAACCAGAUGCAGGAAAGUGGACUCCAGCAACUGUUGUUGACAUGAUUACUCAUAAAAGUGAAGCUUAUUUCAUUGACAAAACAAAGAAUAGUUCUGAAGAUCAGCCUUUGUGUUCAUUGCAAACUGGAGAGAAAGCUACAAAAUCAACCAAUACUGAGUCACAAGUGUAUAACAGAGAUGAUCACAAGGCAACAGAUGUUGAUUCUGAACAGUGGACCAGAGAUACCUCUUUUUGUGAAGAAUGCCUCAGUGAUCUUUUGAAGAAAGUUCAUCCAGCCCUGGUGGUCAGGGAACUUUUAAUCUUGCAAGGUGCUCCCGGACCCAACUUUACUAAAAAGCAAUCUGUGAAUCGUAAAUUUGCACUAUGUCGAUCACCACCCUGGUUGAGAAGAAUUUGUGGCCGAAUGUUAUCUGAUAUUUUAACUGGACCUGAUGGAGUUAUCAACAUUAUAAAGGGAAUGCUGGGAAAUCUACCAGAUGACAGUAAAGUUGGUACUCCUGAUUGGAGAAAGUUUGAUGCUGUUGCUAAGGUGAUAGCUACUUGUCCUUCCUACAUGGAAUCCAUGGAAGAGUAUUAUCAGAAGAUUUCUUCCCAGAUUUUGCAGUUGCUUCAUCCCAGAGACAGACAGAUAGGGCGGGGUCUUCUCCGUGUAGCCUGUACAACCAUCUCCCUAAUGGCAGCCCAGAACAUGGUGCUUACAGAAAAACAUUUAAUACAGCCACUGUGUAGACCUCUCAUACUGACCACAGAGUACCAGGAAUUGGACACCAGACAUGGUGAUCAGUUUAUCAUUGUGGAUGAAAAAGAGAUGAGAGAGUGUAUUGAAGGUCUACACAAGGUCUUUGUUGGGGGAGCAGAACCCAGCAGUCGCCUGUAUCCCUCAUUGCUUCCUGUCUGUCAGCCUCUUUUUGAAUUGUUCUGUUUCACAAGAGGAGGUACUUCACAUUUGAGUUCCUCAUCACAAGAAGUAAUAGUAUCAGUGCUGAAGAAUCUGGAUCCACCUCUUUGUUUGUCUGUGUUGAAAUUUCUCCUACUACAGGACCACACAGAUAUGUGUACGAAAUCUAUGAAAGUCAUGAGUCCAAAUCUGAUCUUUGCAGUCGGAGAUCAAGGUGGUGUCGAAAUAGUAACAAGACUUCAGAGUGAUACAGGUGAAAGGAACCACAACAGAGUAGUGAGGGCCUUUGUUGACAUCCUUAAACCUCUGCAGCACACGGGGGUCACAGGGGAUUUCCUCAUCUUCACAUUAAAGGAGCUACAAAGGAUAAUUACAGAUGAAAUAUCCAGUGAGGACGAUACAUUACCAGGGUCCUCUCCCACUCCUCAUUCCUCAGACUCCUCUUCACAGUGUCUGUUGGACAUUGAGGAUAGACACAACAGAGAGCUGAGGUCUUAUGAUCAGAAAGUCUUAGUCCUUAGUGUGCUGGCACAACUCUGUGAGGAUCUAGGACCCAGCUGUAUCAAAAGUCCCUCCCAAACACUCAGUUUUGUGCAGGCCACCCUAGAGAGAGCUAUCCAGAUCUGUAGCCAAUCAGAGGAUGAGAUGACUGGAUAUUUUGAGAGUGAGACCCUAUCCAUGGCUAUGGGUCUAUUGACAGCCAUGCUCUCAGGAGCUGUGGAGAUGAAUGAUAAAGAUCGCAGUGAUAUGAGUUCUUUGAUGCCACUCCUAGAUGAAGUGAGCAGAGUACAUGCCGACCCCAGUAUGCAAGAAAUGGCAUCUGAUCUCAGGAUUGCAAUAGCAACACAUGGAGUGGUGUGGUCAGAGAAACUAAAACAGAAGGCACCACAGGAGAAAGACUCAUCAAACUCAGGAAAAAGUCAAUCCAAGCCUCUCAUUGAGGAGUUGUCUUCUACUGAAACUCAGCAACAACAGGUCAACAGAAAAACCGACAAUGACAGAACUAAGGAGAAAGUUGAUCAGACAGAACUGGACCAGGCAAUGGAGGAAAUCUGUGAUCCUCUAAUUCCUGUCAGGGGACAUGCUCUGAUUACUAUGUGUAGGCUGAUUAAAAAUAAGGACCCUGAGGCGUUAACUAGACAGGAAAACCUCCUGAAGAUCUUCCAGGAGAAUCUUACUCACCCAGAUUCCUAUUUGUACCUGGCAGCUGUUAACGGGCUGGUGGCCAUGGCAGACAUCUUCCCUGACGUCAUCAUUCCCUGUCUGGUUCAGGAAUACAGAGGCAGCUUAUCCAAGAUUGAUAAGGUCAAAUGUAACAGGUCAAAGGUCAAUAUGGAAGGAAAACAUGAUGCAGAGACAAGAAUGAAAGUUGGGGAAUGUUUGGUGCAGAGCUCCAGAAAGCUAGGUGAUCUUGCUCCAAAGUACAGAGAUGUACUUGUAUCUGCCUUCCUAAUGGGUGCCAAGGAUCCAGAUCCUUUAAUUAGGGCGAGUUGUAUGUCUAAUCUAGGAGAGGUCUGCUCAGUUCUGAGGUUUUACUUGGGCCCUAUUAUUCAAGAGGUUUUUACAUGCUGCAGUGCAUUAUUAAAGUCCGAUUCUGAUGUGGAAGUUCGAAAGGCCUCAGCUUUGACACUAACACUGAUAUUAAGAGGAUUGGGGAAAAAUGUUUUACAGGUGCUGGGGUCAGUGAUAAGGGAUUUGUAUCAGCUCCUGAAGCUGACUGAGAGAUCAGAGAAGGAUGAGGGGGUACGGAGACAGAUUAUACUGGCUUACAACGAGUUAGAUGACAUCAUGAGGGAGGAGCUAUUUCCAAAACAAGUUCUACAGAAAAAGAUUCGAGUUCUUGACUCAGAGUCCUGAUAAAAAAGAAGUGUUUUAAAUUGUAAAUUUUGUGUGAAACUCUAAAAAAGUGGAAAAUGUCAGCAAGCACACAAGACUGAUCAUUGAGUUUUUUUUUUGUUUUGAAUUUUGAUAAUACAUAUGUCUUUAUUUGUGCAUGUAAUUAUGCCAAAAACUAAAUAUCUUAUAACAUCAUUUAGAUGACUUUUCCUCAAUUUAUCAAUAACCAAUUGUGAGCAUUUUGAAAGUAAACAAGUACUUAUAUUUGUAUAUACAUGUAUAAAAGGUAAUAAUGUAUCUAGUUAAUUAAAAGGAUUCUGAUUGAGCAGUGCCUAAUGAAACAGUGAAAGAUCGAAAUAAAAUUCAGAAAAUG